Molecule: messenger RNA, 576 nt
Organism: Urocitellus parryii (Arctic ground squirrel)
Lineage: Eukaryota; Metazoa; Chordata; Mammalia; Rodentia; Sciuridae
Gene: Cd70
Product: CD70 molecule
Biological process (GO): immune response; tumor necrosis factor-mediated signaling pathway
Cellular component (GO): extracellular exosome; plasma membrane
Molecular function (GO): tumor necrosis factor receptor binding
Source: RefSeq, a predicted model, not a curated record
AUGCCGGAGGAGAGCUGGGUCCGCACGGUGCGCCGCUCGCCGUGGAAGACCGUCUCGCCCUACGUCUUCUCGGUCAUCCUCUUCGCUGUUUUGGCCACCUUCUGCUUUCAGCAGCCGCCGCGGCUCGAGGGACCUGAGGGGGACCUAGCCGAGCUCCAGCUGAACCUCACAGGUCCCCGGCUGGACCCCAGGCUGUGCUGGCAGGCGGGCCCAGCCUUGGGCCGCUCCUUCCAGCGUGGACCAGAGUUGGUCAACGGGCAGCUGCGGGUCGUUCGUCGAGGCUUCUACAGGCUGCACAUCCAGGUGACACUAGCCAACUGCUCCUCUGUGUGGACCACGGUGCCUCCCAAGGCCACUCUGAUUGUGGGCAUCUGCUCCCCAGACACCCACAGGAUCAGCCUGCUGCGCCUGAAUUUCCACCAGGGCUGCGCUGUCACCUCCCAGCGCCUGACAUUCCUGGCCUUUGGGGACACCCUCUGUACCAACCUCACCCUGCCUCUGCUGCCCUCCCAAAAUGCUGAUGAGACCUUCUUUGGCAUUCAGUGGGUGCACGACGAUCACGAUCACGGUUCCUGA